Molecule: messenger RNA, 2769 nt
Organism: Rubroshorea leprosula
Lineage: Eukaryota; Viridiplantae; Streptophyta; Magnoliopsida; Malvales; Dipterocarpaceae
Source: the annotation of a GenBank genome assembly
UGCCAGCAGAUAUUCCAUUCCUGGAGAAUAUGGAGUGUUGUUGUUGUUCUUCUUCUUUCCCUUCCACCCUCAACUUCCAGGGUGGUUCCUCACAUGUGGGUAGAAGGUUUUCUAAGAAUUGCUUACAACCCCAGUUGCUGUGCUCUCCACUUCCUCAACCCUUUCUUCAACUUAAUAACAGACCAAGGUUUCUUUACCAACCAAGGUUAGGUUGUCUUUCAUCUAGAAGAUCCAGACUUCAUGUAUCAGCUGAAGCUGGAAGACAGAAUUGGGACUUGGGCAGAUUUUUAAAGACGUUGUAUUUUUUCAAUGGACCUCCUUCUCCUGCAAAGUUUGUUGAAUUUAUAAUUGAGAAAUUAUCUGGUCCAUCGCCCCAAGAGUCAACCAAGAGAAUGGGAACUUCUGAUGUCAUUCUAGUGACUGGAGCUACUGGUGGUGUUGGUAGAAGAGUUGUUGACAUCUUGCGGAAAAAAGGGUUGCCUGUUCGAGCACUGGUCAGAAAUGAAGAGAAGGCAAGAAGGAUGUUAGGGCAAGAUAUUGAUUUGAUUGUUGGAGACAUUACUAAAGGGAGCACUUUGGAUCCUAAGUACUUCAAAGGAGUUAGGAAAGUCAUAAAUGCUGUUUCUGUCAUUGUUGGCCCAAAGGAAGGUGACACUCCUGACAGAGCAAAGUACAGUCAAGGAAUCAAGUUUUUUGAACCAGAGAUCAAAGGUGAUUCACCUGAAAUGGUGGAGUAUGUUGGCAUGAAAAAUUUGAUUAAUGUUGUGAAGGAUAGUGUUGGACUUCAAAAUGGAAAAUUGCUUUUUGGAUUUGAAGAUGGUACUUUCACUGAACUUGCUUGGGGAGCUUUAGAUGAUGUUGUAAUGGGGGGUGUUAGUGAAAGUACAUUUCUGAUAGAUAGGAAUGGUGGUGAGAAUGGUGGACCAACUGCCCUUUUUGAAGGCACUGUUUCAACUGCAAACAUGGGUGGCUUUACUAGUAUCAGAACCAAGAAUUUUGCCAAACCUGAGGAUCUCUCUGCAUAUGAGGGAUUGGAGCUAAGGCUAAAAGGUGAUGGUCGUCGCUAUAAGCUAAUUGUUCGCACUAGCGCUGAGUGGGAUACCGUAGGCUAUACAGCUAGCUUUAAUACUGCUGCAGACCAAUGGCAGUCAAUACGUAUACCAUUCUCUUCAUUGAGGCCUAUAUUUCGAGCAACAACUGUGUUUGAUGCGCCACCCUUUGAUCCAAGCAAUAUUGUAUCACUGCAGCUCAUGUUCAGCAAGUUUGAAUCUGAUGGGAAACUGAAUCCCACUUUCACUGAGGGACCAUUUCAACUUCCUUUGUCAAGCAUACGGGCAUAUCUAAAGGAUCCCAUUACUCCCAGGUUUGUACAUGUGAGCCCUGCCGGAGUUACUCGACCAGAUAGGCCUGGACUUGACCUUAGUAAACAACCACCUGCUGUGCGCUUGAACAAGGAAUUGGGUUUUAUUCUCACAUUCAAAUUGAAGGGGGAGGAUUUAAUUCGGGAAAGUGGAAUACCAUAUACAAUUGUAAGGCCUUGUGCACUAACAGAGGAGCCUGCUGGUGCAGAUCUCAUUUUCGAUCAAGGAGACAACAUAACGGGGAAGAUAUCAAGGGAAGAAAUUGCUCGCAUAUGCAUUGCUGCCUUGGGAAGUCCAUUUGCAUGUGACAAGACAUUUGAGGUCAAAAGUGUGCUUCCAUUCAGUGAGCCAUUCACAAUUGACCCUGAAAACCCACCUCCAGAAAAAGACUAUGAUGUAUAUUUCAAAACGUUGAAGGACAGCAUUACAGGGAAAGAAGCUUUGGAACAAAGUCCCAUUGCAGUCUGAUGCACAGGUCCAUUUCCAACCUUACCUUGCAGUCUUUAACAAGAUGAAGGAUGUCUCUGUUAAUAUCUUAGAUUGUCCAGAUAGUAAAUGAUAGAAAUAAAGUGAACAGAUCUUUGAAGUAUUAAUAUUAUUAGAAAACGUUACCAUAUACAAUUUUUCAUACUUAAGAUUGAAAAUGAGAGGUAUGGUAUUCAUUGCAAUUGUCAUAUGUGAUGAUUCAAAUUUAAAUGCUGUCAGAUUGAUGGUGCCAUAUACAAUGUUUAUUAUCUAGUUUCUUGAGAAAAGAGGGGAAGAAAGAAAGGAAAAGCAUUAGGAAUCAAAGGGAAAGGAGGGGAGAGGAUGGAGAAUCUUUGUUAGAAACAAAGCUAGUAGUAGAGAGGUCCAUGCUGUCAUCUGCUCAUGCUAAUGUAGCUCUCCAUCUGUAAUUGUAUGUACUUAUAUGGCUACAUUGGAUUUGGAGAAGUUCACCGUUUUAGAAGAAAGAAGCAAGAAGUACUUGGUUGGAAAGCGCUUUGCAAUUCCUUUUCAUUUCUGCAAAAUGAGCUAUCAUAUGGUGCAGACUGCAGAGCAGCAACAGUUGUCUUUGAAAGUAUCUUAUACCCUAUUUGGACAGAUUGCUAAAGAAAACAAAUUCUUCUGUCAGGCUGGCCUGUUAUUUCCUUUACAAUUGCAUGCAACUUUUCUACCCUUACUUUUUUAAUUUUGAGAUUUUUAAUAAUCAAAAACAGAGCAGCACAUUAUGUGUGUGUAUUAUUUCCAUGUGAUCCAAUCAUGACUUAACAGCUCCUUUCCAUCAAUACUUCCAUAGGAACAAAUUAUAACUUUGAGAAAGAAAUUCCAAUGUAAACGAACUAAUUCAGAAACAUGCCUAUAAUUUUGGUAUUGUACUAAUAACAGAACCAGCUUGAGAUUGAAAUUUACAUAAAAUGUAUAUGGUUAA